AUGUAUCAUUUGAAAAGGCACAUAGUGACCCAUCGCAAAGCGACGAAUGGUGAGUGUUACACAUGCCCCGAUUGUCAGAAGAACUUUGCCUUCCCAGAAGACCUCAACAAACACCUGGAGAUUCAUGUGAAAGAAAACAAUGGGACUUGUCCAAAAUGUAACGAAACCUUCAGCAGUCCAGAGGAGCUGGAGACGCACAUGGGAGUUCAUGAAAAGUCUUACACCUGUAACACCUGUGGGAAGAAGUUUAAGGUUGAGUACGCGCUGAAAAAGCAUGAGCAAGGCCACCAAAACGAUCAGUAUUAUUGUUCAUUGUGCCGCAAGCGCUUCAUUAAACUGUCUCACUACAAGAGGCACAUAAUGGUCCACGACAGGCGGGAAUCUAGAUGUCCUCACUGUGACAGCGUCUUUCUACAGUUAACAGCUUUGAAAUAUCACCUGCGGACUCAUACUGAAGAAAGACCAUACCAGUGUUCCUGCUGUAUUGAGACCUUUGAGGAAAAAGAAGAUCUGGAGCAGCAUUGUCUUAAACAUAGGAAAUUCAAAAAGGAGAGGCCUUACUCGUGCACUCGUUGUGACUGCGCUUUCUCCACGUUGAUGGAGCUGACAGACCACAUGAGCUCACAUGAGGGGGAGCAACCGUUGAACUGCCCCGUCUGCGGCAGGACUUUUCUGAACAAGAACAAGCUGGAGAAGCACCUGAGCAUCCACACGGGGGAGAGACCACACCUCUGCUCCAUCUGCGGCAACGGCUUCCCCUCCGCCGCCAGCCUCAAGUUACACAUCCACAUCCACACGGGAGAGAAACCCUUCCAGUGUUCGCAGUGCAGCAAGAGCUUCAGGUCGUCCAGCGGGCUGCGGCUGCACAGCAGGCAGCACAUGGAGGUGCGACCCAGUUACAAGUGUCCCGAGUGUGGCAGGACUUAUGGCCGUAUGACGGAGCUGAAGAUGCACCAGCGGUAUCACACGGGGGACAAACCAUACACAUGCACCUGCUGCAAUAAACGCUUUAUUAGCAAAGAUAAACUGAACGUUCACAUGAGGAUACACACAGGAGAGAGGCCAUAUUCCUGCCCCCACUGCGGACAGACAUUUACACAGACUGGAGACAGAAAUAGACACAUUAGUAAAUAUCACUAG
Messenger RNA from Lates calcarifer (barramundi perch), 1140 nucleotides. Its product is annotated as zinc finger protein 239-like. Gene Ontology annotation, cellular component: nucleus. Lineage: Eukaryota; Metazoa; Chordata; Actinopteri; Centropomidae. The transcript has a single exon. The record is from RefSeq and is a predicted model, not a curated record. Gene Ontology annotation, molecular function: RNA polymerase II transcription regulatory region sequence-specific DNA binding; DNA-binding transcription factor activity, RNA polymerase II-specific. Gene Ontology annotation, biological process: regulation of transcription by RNA polymerase II. Bases 1 to 1140 code for a protein of 379 amino acids.